Molecule: messenger RNA, 1955 nt
Organism: Betta splendens (Siamese fighting fish)
Lineage: Eukaryota; Metazoa; Chordata; Actinopteri; Anabantiformes; Osphronemidae
Product: zinc finger protein OZF-like
Exons: 2
Coding region: 158-1786 (542 amino acids)
Source: RefSeq, a predicted model, not a curated record
GUUCAGCAGAAGAAGAAGAAGAGCGAGCGGAGGCAGGUUAACUUUAAAACUGUCUGUAGCAGUCAGUGCGAGUUGGAGCUGUCCUACGUUGAGUUGUCUGUGGUUUUGUCCUCGUUGUGGGCGAGCCUUGAAAUUGUUUACUAUCAAAAUAAACACUAUGAAGAAGCGGAUCAAACGAAGUCCCGAGGAGGCACCGGCAGGCAAACGUAGAAGAAGAGCAGCAGCUAAAGAUCCACAUGUUUCUGUUUUAAGGCUGAAAGCGUGUGAACGACUAGGUCUGACGCAUUCUGCUCUCAACCCUAAAGUCCUGUUAUACAAAAUAGACGCCUGGCAGUUGAUGAUUAAAAACGAGGAUCCCCCUGAGUCGAGGCCCAGAUCCGAGCAGGAUCAGUUCCCAGAGUCUUUGUGUAUAAAAAAAGAACAAGAAAGACUCUUGACCGAUCAGGAGGAAAAGCCUUUUAAUGAGGCUGAUGAGAGUGAAUGUAACAAAGAGCUUACUCUUCAGACCAGAGACUCCAAAUAUGUCCAGACUGCAGCCAACACCCUGGUUCAGUCGAUAAAAACAGAAAGUCUUGGAGAUGAACAUGAAAACUCUGAACCAACAAGUUUUCUGAAGCCAAAUGAUUCUUCACAAUCAACCAAAGAUGAAAAGGCUUCAGAAUCUCCUAAAACUGAAAAUAGGCACCAUUUCACUGAUGGUGAUAAGGAAUACAAUUUCUCUAAGAAAUGUUUAAAAGCCAAGAAAACUGUAGGUUCAAAGAGAAAACUAGGUAAGGAUGAAAAACCAUUGUGUUGUGAUGUUUGUGGUAAAUUAUUUAACAAGCAAUCUGUUCUUAUUAUUCACAUGAGAGUCCACACAAAAGAGAAGCCAUAUGUCUGCGAUGCUUGUGGUAAACAAUUUAGCCAGACGUCUAGUCUUAAGAAACAUGCGAGAGUCCACACAGGAGAGAAACCAUUUACUUGUGAUACAUGUGGGAAGAGAUUUAAAUUCCUGUCCAAUCUCAAGUUACACUUGAGAAUCCACGCAGAAGAGAAACCAUUUGGAUGCGACACUUGUGGUAAAAGAUUCACUUUGCAAGGUAACCUUAAGAGACACAUUAGAGUUCACACAGGAGAGAAGCCAUUUGCUUGCAGUAGUUGUGGUGAAAGCUUCAACCAGCUGAACACUCUAACUGAGCACACAAGGCUCCAUACAAAAGAGCAACCGUUUCCUUGUAUUUUUUGUGACAGAAGAUUUACCCAGAAGACUAAUCUUAAGACCCACAUGAGGGUCCACACGGGAGAGAAACCGUUUGCUUGUCAUGAUUGUGGUAAAACAUAUAGCCAGCGUUGUAGUCUUAAGAAACACUUGAUUGCCCACACGGGAGAGGGGUCAUUCAAAUGUGAUGUCUGUGAAAAACUGUUUACCCAGUCAAGUAGCCUUCAACAACACAUGUUAAUUCAUACAGGAGAUAAAGUGUUUAGUUGUGACACUUGUGGUAAGACAUUUAACCAGCGAAGCAAUCUUAACAAACACAUGAACAUCCACACGGGAGAGAAACCAUUCAGUUGUGAUACUUGUGAUAAAAGGUUUUACCAGAAGAGUAAUCUGAUGAAACACAGGAGAACCCACACAGACGAGAAGCAGUUUGGUGGUGAUACUUGUGAUAAAACGUUACACCAAGAGGAGACUCCUGCAAAACACAUGAGAACCCACAAAGAAAAGAAGUUGUUUAGUUGUGAUUCUUGUGGCAAAACGUUCAAUCGAAACAGUGCUUUAAAGCAACACAUGGGACUUUACAGAUAAGGGAACCGUUUGGUUGUAGUGUUGAUGCGAAAUUAUUUGCGUCUCAGGAAAGUGAGAAUAAAUUGUAACAAGAUUUUUUUUUAUUGCUUUCUCUCCAGCGAUAUUUGUUUCACUAUAAGCAUGAUGCAAAAUUGCUAACAUGAAAUAAAAAGGGUUUUUCUUUACUCUU